Messenger RNA from Mycotypha africana, 1512 nucleotides. Its product is annotated as Rho GTPase activation protein. The coding region runs from base 1 to 1512 and encodes 503 amino acids. NCBI's taxonomy places the organism in Eukaryota, Fungi, Mucoromycota, Mucoromycetes, Mucorales, Mycotyphaceae. The transcript is spliced from 7 exons. The record is from RefSeq and is a predicted model, not a curated record. Gene Ontology annotation, biological process: signal transduction.
AUGGUCAACAUUAGUAGUAGUUCAAUUUCACAGUAUCUAUCACGCAAUCUCAGUCAAGACACUACUUUCUCUACUGCUUCCUCGCCAACAACAACAACAACAACAACAGAUAAUUUAAAAAGAAACAGAUCAAAUCGUAUAAAAACAGACGAGUCUCAAAAAAAAACCAAUAGUCGAAUUGAAGCAAUCAGGAGAGCCUUUACGACAAGCAGACCAAAAGGCUUGAAAUCAGUGAACUAUGGUGUUUCUUCUCCAGCGUCAACAAUUUCACUCCUGCAAAAUUAUAACCGUCAUGAUCAAACGAGAUCAGUUAGUGUCUAUAGUCAAGCAACACCUCUAUACAUAUCACCACCUGACAUUGAGCAACUGCAUGAGUAUACUACUCUACCAUUAUCGCCACCAUCGACUACAGCGAUCCUUGCUAAUACUGCUGCUGCUAUUAAUUAUCUUCCAGAGCUAUCAGAACAACAAGAUACAAUUGUUAGACAAAUGGCAAUACUUUAUAUCGAUUCAAAGGUGGAUAAUGACUGUAUUGAUCUAAAUAGCUUGCUAGCUUUCUCUUCAUCAGCUUCAACUCUAUGGGAAAGACUAAAAUCUCAUAUAUUAACACCCAGUAACAGCGAUUAUCAUCAAGCAGUACCUACUGUCACUAACAAUAACAAUGGAGAUAACAGAAUAAUUGGUGUUUCAUUAUCUAAUCUUACACAGCACCAUAAUAAUGGAAGCACUACGAGUAUAUCAUUCGAAAAAUGGGUAUCAAUAUGCCCUUCAGUAGCAGCAUGCUUUUCACAAAACUCACUUAUACCCAAUUUCUUAAAAGAUUGCAUAUUAGCCAUGAUUGAACAAGACAUUACAACAGAAGGGAUAUUUAGGAAAAAUGGUAAUAUUCGUGGCUUGAAGGAAAUGUGUGAACAACUCGAUUUGGAACCUUUACGAGAAGAUUGGUCUCAUUUCUUCAUGAACCAACCCAUUAUUCAAUCUGCAGCCUUUAUAAAACGAUUUUUACGCGAAUUACCAGAACCUUUACUCACUUACAAAUUACACAAAUUGUUUCUUCUCUCUUACAAAAUUGCUACUGAUGAUGCUUGCGACAAUAACGAUGAUGCUACACCUGUUACACUGAUCCAUUAUGCCAUAUGUUUAUUACCAAAGGCCAAUAGAGAUAUUUUAUUAGCCACCCUAGCGUUAUUAAAAUGGGUAGCAAGACAUUCAGACAAAAACAAGAUGACAGUGCAAAAUCUAGCAAGAGUCAUGGCACCGAAUAUUUUGUAUAAUAUCCAACACAACAACAUCAAGGUUCCUCCCAAUAUCACACGACUUCUUGAACAUCCUAAAAUGUCUGAAGUAAUCUUUGCCCAUUCUAUCGAUUUGACUUCUUCCAAGCAUUUUAUCAGAUCCUUUGGUCAUUUAUUAAAAGUUAAGAAAGAAGUACAACAAAGCAAGCAUUGCUCCGCAUCUACAGCUUCAUACUUGCCACCUUCACCUUCUAUUCGUGCUAAAUACCACUCUUAA